Messenger RNA from Thalassophryne amazonica, 2166 nucleotides. RefSeq names its product CD209 antigen-like protein B. The transcript is spliced from 7 exons. NCBI's taxonomy places the organism in Eukaryota, Metazoa, Chordata, Actinopteri, Batrachoidiformes, Batrachoididae. The record is from RefSeq and is a predicted model, not a curated record. Gene Ontology annotation, molecular function: signaling receptor activity. Bases 265 to 1656 code for a protein of 463 amino acids.
GCGUUGACUCCAUCUCGAACAAUGAGGAAGGAUCAGGCUCCACCUCCUGAAGAAGCCUUAAAUUCCACACCUCUGACCAGAAGUGGAAAGACCGUUUGCAAGGAUUUACAGCGUAACAAACAAAACGUUAACUCUGCAACAAGAGGCAACUGUAAAGGGCGAGAGUCCGUGACGGACCGAACUCUGCAGCUGUUUCACAAGCCGACACUUUCCUGUUUACUCCUAAGAUUCUGCAGUGAUCAGGCUUGUUGAGUACAGACAAAAAUGACCGCAGACACGAGUGCCUCUGCAAUGACCAACAUGGACAUCGAUGACAGUAAAUUUGGCUACAGUCGACUUUCAGGGAACGGCAGCAGGUUCCAGAACUCAGUUAACGGGUUGAGAAGGAACCCGUUCAAGCUGGUUGCAGCUGGUCUUGGACUGUUGUGUGUUUUUCUGCUGGCUGGAGUCAUCGGUCAGCAUCUCCACUAUCGUAAAUUAGAGGGAGAAAACCAGAACCGUCUCAACGAAGUGACCAAAGUCAAAGACAACUUGCAGGAGAACCUGAAGACCGUACAAAAGGACAAAAAAACCCUCCAAGUGGACAAAGACCAGCUACAGGGCAGAUAUGAUUAUUUAUCCAGGCAGAAUAAUCAGCUGCAAACAAAUGCCAACAUUCUGAAACAAGAAAGUAAUGAUCUUAAAGUUAAACAAAGCCAGUUACAGAUGGCAAACAGUGCAUUAAGUCAAAGCUUAAACCAAUUAAACUCCAGCCAGCAGCAGCUGCAGACCAAUAACAAGGCUUUGACUAAGGCCAGAGACCUCUUAGACGAACAACACAAGUCAGUGGUCAAACUCAACAAGGACUUACAGACAAGUUACGACACGGCAGUAAAGGAGAGGAACAAUUUAGAGAACAAGUACAACAACGCAACCAGAUCAAGAGAACAACUGCAGCUUAGCUGCAACUUAUUGACCAAAACUGUGGAGAACCUGCAGAAACACUACAACAUCUCCACCAGUGAGAAGGAGAAGCUUGCAAGCAGUCACCAAAACCUGACGAAGGAGAUGGCUGAGUUGCAGGCCAGUUACGACAUACUCGUGAAGGUCAACGAUCAGCUGCAGGCCAGUUACACCGUUUUACUUCAAGAAAAGGAGGAACUUCUAAGCACUAAGAUGAAUGUAACGGCAGAGAGAGACCAGCUGAAGAUGGUCAACUUCAAUCUGACUGCAGAGAGAGACAAACUGCAGCAGGAAGUUCAGAAACUGAACACAACCAUUCAAGAUAAGCCGUGUCCUGCUGGCUGGAAGAAGUUUCAGUACAGCUGCUACUAUGCUGCUUCUGGACAGAAAUCGUGGCACAACAGCAGAUUGGAUUGUCAGAACAGAGGAGCUGACCUGGUCAUCAUAACCAGCGAACAAGAAAUGUCGUUCAUCAAUGGCUUGUAUUCAAGUGACAGUGAAGUUUGGAUCGGUUUGACUGAUGAAGGCGUAGAAGGACAAUGGGUUUGGGUCGAUGGGACGCCACUGACCAAGACGUUUUGGGCUAAAGGUCAACCCAACAGCAUGAGCGGGAGGAACCAGGACUGUGUGGAGUUCUGGCAUCGUUUGACGAGGCAGGGGGAGUGGAAUGAUGAAAGCUGUAGCACAGAAGCACACUGGAUCUGUGAAAUGUAAUUUUGCUUAAUGAAAUUGAUGAUGAAGCCAUCAAUCAAGUCAAAGAUCUUUCCCAAUCAUUUUGGGAAAUUGUCAGAUUUCAUGAAUUAAAAUAUGCAAAAAUCAAUUUCUCAUUAUUUUGGAGUUUUCUGUGUUAAAAUUAAAAAUUUUAAAUGAUAUGGCUGCACUGUGAUUAACAAGCUGCAUUUGUACAUACCGCAAAAUUAUGUUAAAGAUGUUUUGACACCAACAAUUGAUUGUGGCAUUUUUAUAAAAUCAAUUUUGCACCAGUUUGUCUCCUUAAAUGUAUAUCAGAUUGAGUUACUGAAUGUAUGUUGCAAUGGCUUUUUGCGCAGUAUGAUUAGCCAGUUCAGAGUGAACGGUAUUUCAUCAUCCACUAACCAGGCUUUGACUGUUGUAUUUAACAGGUGUCAUUAUUGUGCUGUAAUGUUUGUGUAUUUUAUGUAUUAAAUCAUGGAAGUAUGAAAAGAUGUGUGAUUGUGAAUAAAAAACAUCUUGUUUUAUGAUUCA